Bemisia tabaci is the source of this 920-nucleotide messenger RNA. Lineage: Eukaryota; Metazoa; Arthropoda; Insecta; Hemiptera; Aleyrodidae. The record is from RefSeq and is a predicted model, not a curated record.
AAGCUGACAAAAAACUUUGAAAAGGGAAAGUUACAAACUAUAAUGUUGUUACACUGGAAUUUAAAUGACCUGGUUGAAGAGGUUGAUGGCAAUUUUGCGAUGAUCAUCCUCGUUGGACUCGUUUGCACAGUCAUGGAAGUGAUUUUGCUUUUAUUCUAUUUUAUUGAAACCACCUCAAGAGGUAAUGUGGUCAUCAGAAAUAUAAUCCAGGAUAUCGUUCUCUUGACAAGAAUAGUUCUGCUUUGCAAAGCAGGGUCUGAUAUUGUUCAACAGCAUAAUGAGACACUUGUGCAGCUAGAAAGACUUAAUAGGAAAAGAGCAAAACUUUUAAAUGGAUCGGAGCAGUCGCUUGUUUGUCUAUUCUGCGCAAGACUGAGAAAUAGAAUAUCUACUAUAUCCUGUGGCGGCUAUAUUGAUAUUAAUCUUCGUUUUAUCACCACGAUUGUUGGUUUUGUUUUAAUGUACUGGAUUGUGUUGAUUCAACUAAACGAUGAGCAUCAGAAGAAGCAAAAGUCAUAAAAACACUUUAUGCGCACUACACAAAAGUUGUGAGGAUGGAAAUCAAUGGUUCAAUUGACUUGUUUCGGAGGAUUUACGAAAAAGUACUCACCAUCGAACUGAUACUGGAUGAUGUUGUUGAAUAUUUCGAGAAGGAAAAAUACCAGAUGAUGAUUCGUUGGAGACGAAAAUAGGAACCAUGGAGUGCUGAAGGCUUCAAGGAGGUGCAGCAGUUUUGUACUGGCUACCAUAGACAGCGUUUUCAGAUAAGGAGAAACUAAAAUUUCAGAAAGCAGAAGUUCAUUAUAGAAAUAAGCUAGAAAGCUAGAGAAUAAGAUAGAAAGCUACCUAGAAAAAAUGGUAUCUUCAAACUGUGGAUCUCGAGAAUAAAAACAAAAUUAUUUUGGUUGUCCAUGUUUUAA